CAGGAGAUAAAGAUGGGAAAAAAGGGGUUGCUGCUGCUGGCUGCUGCUGCUUGCGGCGGUCAGAGUCACAGCGACAUGCGAGGCCCCAGUCAAGACACAGCCGCGGAAGCAGAGCCACACUGAGCAGUGCGAACGCAAACAGUCCGAGUCGGAGACAAACCGCUUGCCGUAGGCCGCAGCCCCAGCGGGGGCCAUGACAAGCGCGUUCAGCGAAUAGUCCCCCGAGACUGCACCAGCGCAUCGACGCUCCGAGAUGGCCGUCAAGGCCCUGGCCGAGGCCGCGCCCCGCCUGCUCUGCGGGCUUUUGCUGCUGCACCUGCUGCUGCAGGGCUGCGUCGCGAUUUACGAUCCCGGUGACGACCUGGACGACGUCACCACCCCCACCAACUUCGACGACGACGAGGGCGCCGGCGUCCUCACGGUGCACGCGGGCAAGAAGAAGCCGCCAGUGAGGUCCUGGGGCGCGCCCGCCGUGCCGCCCACCCCGCCCCCAGCCCGGGACGCUCGGGACAACCCCUGCCCGGAGAGGGGCUGGAGGAAGAAGCGGGCGGCCAAGGCGGCCAAGCCGACGCCCGUCCGCAUCAAGCUGGACCAGACCAAGGCCAAGCGGGACGUCAGUGACUACCACUGCCCGGAGUCCUGGAAAGAGCUGAACUUCCUGGAGGUGGAGGAGCUGGAGUGCCCCGACAACGCGACGGGCUGGUUCCCCUUCCCGCCGGACUGCCGCAAGUACCUCAACUGCUGGAAGGGCCGCGGCUUCCUGCAGGCGUGCGCCCCGGCCACGCUGUUCCACCCCAUCCGCCGCGAGUGCGACUACCCGCAGAAGGUCAAGUGUCUGCCCAACUGCCGCUCCGGUCCGCCAGCCCGCGGCACCGAUAGCAUCAUCGACGGCGACCCGACGGACUUCGAGGACCCCGACGACCCGAACGCUGCCUCGCCCCUCCUCGACGUGCGCUCUGCAGCGGGGCCUCUGAGGCGCGUCCCCCCCGGACACGCCGACGCCACUCCACCCCCUCGCGCCGGCCGCGGCCGGCGGCAGACCUUCCACAGCGCGCGCCUCGCCGGCGCCGGCGGCGUGCAGUGCCUCAUGGAGGGCGGCACCGGGCUCGCGGCGCACCCCGUCGACUGCACCAAGUUCAUCAACUGCUGGCAGGGCAAGCCCCACGUGCAGAGCUGCGCCCCCGGCACGCUGUUCAACCCGCGCUUCAACGCGUGCGACCACCCCAACAAGGUGCCCGAGUGCGUCAACGGCAAGCGAGACCCCUCAGCCGCCACGGUGGCGGCCACGACGGCGCGGCCAUCCAGCUACCGCCAGCAGGACUACACGCAGAGCUACACGCAGGGCCACCAGCACGGCGGCUACAACCAGUUCGGCAACCAGGGCUACCAACCGCCACCCCGGCAGACCUUCCACAGGCCGGGCCCGGACGGCCAGGACGCUGACCAGACCGCCGCGGCGAGCUCUUUCCAGGGAUACGGACCGAACCAGGUGGCUCCGCCGCCGGGCCCCAAGGGGAAGGGCCUGUACCCAGAGCUGCAGCCCCUGCAGCCAGUGCAGCCCUCGCAGCAGUACGGCGGCGGGUCGAAUCCGAGUCGAGACACCAGCCCCGCCAGCCCAAACCCGGACUCGGAAGUGGAGGACUUCGGGAUCGGCUCUGCUGGUGUCAUUGGGCCCCUACCCAAUGGGCGGCCUCAAGAUGGCCAUCAGACGGGCCACCAUGCCCACCACGGCCAGGGAGCCGGCCACAGCGAGGACUGGCACAGAGACCACGGCAUCCCCAUGCCUGCGCGAGACCUACCUCCGGGACACAGCCCCGCCUACCACCAGCAGCACCACCAUCACCACCACAACCAUCAACACCAACCGGGCCACAACCCCCAAUGGCACAGGGAUCACGGCGUUCCAAUGCCGGGUGGACACACCCCUUCUCAAGGAUUCAGACCACCUCAGGGGGGCUACACCCCACAGCCCAGCGGCUACACCCCAACACAGGGUGGCUACAACCACCAACAUGGGAGCUACAACCCUCAGCAGGGAGGCUACAGCCCCCAGCCAGGUGGCCGCAAUCCGCAGCAGGGAAGCUACAACCCCCAAGGAGGCUACAACCCCCAGCAGGGCAGAUAUCCUCAGGGUGGCUACACCCCACAGCCAGGCGGCUACACACCUCCACUCGAUGACUACAACCCCCGGCCGAGUGGCUACCCCGGCGGCUACCGCCCCCCGGGCUCGCCGAACAACCCCCAGUGGCACCGCGACCACACACCCACUCCGGCCGGCGGCAGGGGUGACUACGGGGGCCCGACCACGCCGGCGUACCCCGCGACCACGACGUGCGAGCCGGACACUGACUUCGACCUGGACCCAGAACUGGACAUCCGGAACGGCAACGGCGUGGAUUUGGAGUCCGGCUCCAGCAACUGGCUCGACGUCCUGGACCGCACCAGGAACUUCAGCCGGCCGCAGUCGGGACAGAUGGUGCGCAUCCGCGGCGGCCCCACGCCCCUGGAGGGGUACGUGGAGGUGAUGGGGCCCGGCUCCCAGUGGGGGUCGGUGUGCGACAAGCCCGCCAACUGGACCGUGGAGGAGGCCAGCAUCGUGUGCAGGACACUGGGCUACGAGAGGGGCGCCGAGCUGGCGUGGCAAGGCCGCCCCCGCAGCGCCAUGGGCGUGCUGCCCGUGCACGUGGAGGAGGUUCUGUGCACGGGGCAGGAGCGCUCCCUGGUGUCCUGCUCCAUGCGCUCUGGGGACGCCGGCGAGGGCUGCAACCUGGAGACCCAGGCCGCGGGCCUGCGCUGCUUCCCGAACUACGCGGCGCGCUGCCGCCCCGGGGAGAAGCCCUUCAAGGGAUCCUGUUACUCGCUGGUGGUCCCUAGGCAGGACCGCAAGGUGGACGCCAUCGCCUUCUCGCAGGACGAGGCCAUCAAGCACUGCAAGACGCAGGGCGGGCACCUCAUGGACAUCAACAGCCAGGCGGAGAGCGACUUCGUGUCCGAGUGGCUGACGGCGUCCUACCCGGCGCUGGGCAGCGUGCUGACGGCGGGCGUGGGCGUGUCCGUGCCGGGCAGGGACGUGUGGGUGUGGGAGGGCACGGGCGCACCGUUCCAGUUCAACCUCUGGUGGCCCGGCCCGCCCAGCAAGGAGUUCGAUUCGGCCAAGGCCCCCAAGGUGGGCGAGCGGUCGCUGUGCGUGCUCCUCAAGAAGGACUUCCCCUGCAGCUCGUGGCCGGGCGCUGGCGGCGGUGCGGGCGGCUCAGGCGGUGCGGGCUACGGCAACUGGCAGGGCGCGCGGUCCUGCGGGGCGGAGUACUUCUACUGGCACGCCGAGGACUGCGCCAUCAGGCAGAAGUCGUACCCCUACGUGUGUGAACGCAGAGCCGAUGACGUGGGUUGCCUCGGCCCGAGCGGCACGGAGUACGACGGCACGGCCAACGUGUCGUGGAUCGGGCAGCCCUGCGUGUCCUGGGACGCCCCGGCCGCCGUGUCGGCGCUGCGCUACCGCGUGUCGGACGAGGUGCGGCGCGCCACGCUGGCCGGCCACAACCACUGCCGGCGCGUGGCCAGCGGCAGCGCCUCGAGCAGCGACCCGUGGUGCUUCGUGGACGCCGGCAACGCCGGCAUCAAGGCGGAGCGCUGCGACGUGCCGCUGUGCAGGCAGAAUACAGCCAUCAGCAGGGCCGCCCUACACUGCGGGCCCCAGCAGUUCGAAUGCGGCCCCAACGAGUGCAUCCCCAGCGUGUGGCAGUGCGAUGGUGAACCGGACUGUAGCAACGGCCUGGACGAGCAGGCCUGCUCCAACUACCUGCUGGACUUCAAGGCGGUGCGGGCCGCCAAGCUGGAGCGCCACGACGUGGAGCGCUGGCUGCACCUGGACGCCAAUACGUGCGCGCGCCGCUGCCUCGACUCCACGGAGUUCACCUGCAAGUCCUUCAGCCACAAGAGCUCCACCAAGGUGUGCCUGCUGAGCGGCUCCAACGUGGGCGAGACCGGGUCCCUGGCGACGGCGAACCGCACGGCCUGGACGUACUACGAGCGCGUCAAGCUGAGCGUGGCGUGCGACGGCCCAGCGCGCUUCCAGUGCGCCAACGGCAAGUGCAUCAACGCCACGGACAGCUGCAACGGCAGGGACGACUGCGGGGACCGGUCCGACGAGGCCCCGGCCGCCACCAGCUGCACGCCGGCCAAGAUCGGCUACGAGCUGCGCCUGGCGGGCGGCAAGGCCAAGAGCGAGGGCCGCAUCGAGGUCAAAGUGAACGGCAUCUGGGGGGCGGUGUGCGACGACGGCUUCGGGCUGCCCGAGGCCGACGUGGUGUGCCGCGAGGCGGGCUACCGCGACGGCGCCGUCGAGGUGCUGAGUGGCGGCGUGCUCCCCGCGCCGUCCAAGCCCCUGCCCAUCCUGGUGGACGAGCUCAUGUGCGCCGGCAACGAGACCUCCCUGAUGCGCUGCGAGCACGCGGGCUGGGGCGUGCACGACUGCACGGCCGAGGAGAUGGUGGGCGUGCGGUGCGCCACGGCCGCGGGGCUGGAGUGCAAGGCGGCGGACACCGCGUCCCCCGAGCUCCACGGCGGCUUCGCGUGGGGCGCCAUCCUGCAGCUGGCCACCAAGCACUGCCGCCAGUCCAGCCGCGCCUGCCCGGAGAACCACUGGCAGUGCGAGUCCGGCGAGUGCGUGCCCGCCAAGUUCCUGUGCGACUCCGUGGAGGACUGCAAAGACGGCAGCGACGAGCACACCAAGCGCUGCGCGGAGCCGAUGAGCAUGCGCCUGGUGGGCGGCGCCAACCCCAAGGAGGGCCGCCUGGAGGUCAAGGUCUACGGCGAGUGGGGCACCGUGUGCGACGACGACUUCAACGAGGCCGCCGCCAUGACGGUGUGUCGCACCCUGGGCAUGCCCGGCAAGGCCGCCGUCAAGAAGGAGGCGCACUUCGGCCAGGGCCAGGGCAUCAUAUGGAUGGACGACGUGCGGUGCGCGGGCAACGAGUCCGCCCUGGAGAAGUGCCGCCACGAGGACUUCGGCGUGACCAACUGCAAGCACGACGAGGACGUGGGCGUGGAGUGCCUGGGCGGCGACGAGCAGGCCGCCACGCGCGCCCUGGAGGAGAAGGCGGCCAGCGACCGCCACGUGGACAUCAACAAGUACCUGCCCAGCGACUGCGGUACUCGGCCGCCCCUGGAGGACGAGUUCACCCCCACGGUGCAGCUCGCCAAGGUGGUGUCGGGCCGUGGAACGCCGCGAGGAGCCUACCCGUGGCAGGCCAGCAUACGCGUGCGCUCCGGACUCAAGUCGGUGCACUGGUGCGGGGCUGUGCUGGUGGGGCCGCAGCACGUGCUCACCGCGGCGCACUGCAUGCAGGACUACACCAAGAAGGCCUACUUCGUUAGGGUCGGCGACCACAACUCGGAGGACGAGGACGGGACGGAGCAAGAGUUGGACAUCGAGUCGCUCCACUCGCACGAGGACUUCAACAAGAACGUGUACUUGGAGAACGACCUGGCGCUCAUCCGGGUGGCCAGCCCCGGGUUCCGCAUGACGGACUCUGUGCGGCCGGCCUGCAUGCCCAAGCACAACACGAACUACGCGCCCGGCACCAACUGCUCCAUCUCCGGCUGGGGCUCCGUGGGCACGUCCGGCGCGGGGUACUCGAGGCUGCUGCGGUCGGCGUGGCUGCCCAUCCUGCACACGGACGCGUGCAGCGCGCCCAGCGUGUACGGCAAGAAGGCCAUCGUGGCCGGCAUGUUCUGCGCGGGACACCUCGACGGCGGCGCCGACUCCUGCCAGGGCGACUCGGGAGGGCCCAUGGUGUGCCUCUCAGACCAAGAUCGCUUUACUCUGUACGGAAUCACCAGCUGGGGUCAUGGCUGUGGAAUGGCAAACAAACCUGGAGUCUACUCCAAUGUGGCUCACUAUUUGGACUGGGUGCAUGACAAGAUUCGAAAGUCUGUUCUCUCCUCUGGCUGAAACGAUGAGAGGAAGUAUAAACUAAAAACAUUUCAUCAAGAUAUGAUACUACCAGAGCGGGAUAAACAUAUGUAAUUUUCGCAAAAAUCGACACUGUAAAUGUUCCAUUACAGAGAAUGAAUAGAAGACAUCGGCAAACUUCUGGGUCAGUU
Thrips palmi is the source of this 6105-nucleotide messenger RNA. RefSeq lists its product as uncharacterized. The record is from RefSeq and is a predicted model, not a curated record. Gene Ontology annotation, biological process: proteolysis. Gene Ontology annotation, cellular component: membrane; extracellular region. NCBI's taxonomy places the organism in Eukaryota, Metazoa, Arthropoda, Insecta, Thysanoptera, Thripidae. The transcript is spliced from 24 exons. Bases 254 to 5953 code for a protein of 1899 amino acids. Gene Ontology annotation, molecular function: protein binding; chitin binding; serine-type endopeptidase activity.